Molecule: messenger RNA, 969 nt
Organism: Nannospalax galili (Upper Galilee mountains blind mole rat)
Lineage: Eukaryota; Metazoa; Chordata; Mammalia; Rodentia; Spalacidae
Product: olfactory receptor 8J1-like
Exons: 2
Coding region: 1-969 (322 amino acids)
Biological process (GO): sensory perception of smell; G protein-coupled receptor signaling pathway
Cellular component (GO): membrane
Molecular function (GO): olfactory receptor activity; G protein-coupled receptor activity; odorant binding
Source: RefSeq, a predicted model, not a curated record
AUGGCUCUUGACAAUUUUACCCAAGUCACUGAGUUCAUUCUCAUAGGAGUCUCAGAAUGUGCAGAGCUACAGAUCCCUCUUUUCCUGGUCUUCCUGUUCAUCUAUAAUCUGACGGUGAUGGGGAACUUGGGCAUCAUCACCCUCACCAGUGUGGACUCUAGACUCCAAACUCCCAUGUACUUCUUCCUCAGACACCUGGCUGUCCUCAACCUUGGCAACUCCACGGUUAUUGCCCCUAAAAUGCUGGUCAACUUCUUAGCAAGUAAGAAAACCACCUUAUACUAUGAAUGUGCCACCCAACUAGGAGGAUUCUUGUUUUUCAUUGUGGCAGAGGUUAUCAUACUGGGCAUCAUGGCCUAUGACCGCCAUGUGGCCAUCGGCAACCCCCUGCUCUACGUGGUGGUGGUGUCUCGGCGGUUCUGCCUCCUGCUGGUGUUCCUCACAUACCUCUACAGCUUUUGCACAGCAACUGUUGUUACAGUGUCUGUGUUCUCUGUGUCCUAUUGUUCUUCUAAUAUAAUCAAUCACUACUAUUGUGACAAUUUGCCUCUGUUAGCGCUGUCCUGCUCCAAUACUUACAUUCCAGAAGUUAUAAUCUUUAUAUCCGCAGGUACAAAUAUGUUUUUUUCUCUGAGUAUCAUACUAGUAUCUUAUUUCAACAUCGUUUUGUCUAUCCUAAGGAUACGUUCAUCAGAAGGAAGGAAAAAAGCCUUUUCCACCUGUGCAUCACAUAUUAUGGUCAUCACAGUUUUCUAUGGGACACUGCUAUUUAUGUAUUUGCAGCCUCAAAGUAAUCACUCACUAGAUACUGAUAAAAUGGCCUCUGUGUUUUACACCCUGGUGAUCCCAAUGCUGAAUCCUAUGAUCUACAGCCUGAGGAACAAGGAUGUGAAGGCUGCUUUAAAGAGAUUUAUGAUAAAUUGUUUCUUAGAUAUAAUAUCAUGUCAUCUACAAAAAGGAAUAUUUUGA